AUGGAACUAUAUGUUUUUAAGGAGUGCAAUUAUUCUAGUGUCCCCAUUGCGAUACGAACGGAUGCUGUUUCAGUUUCGGCCUUUUCAGUGCCUCCUCGUACUAUCAUCUUCUCUCGACAGUCGCAAUUUUACUUAAUUGGUCCCAUCAACGUCGACCUCCAAGAGUUCCAAGUGUUCCAAGAAAAUCCCGGUAAGCCGCACUGA
Molecule: messenger RNA, 204 nt
Organism: Plasmopara halstedii
Lineage: Eukaryota; Oomycota; Peronosporomycetes; Peronosporales; Peronosporaceae
Exons: 2
Coding region: 1-204 (67 amino acids)
Source: RefSeq, a predicted model, not a curated record